This is a messenger RNA of Anopheles funestus (African malaria mosquito), 2594 nucleotides long. RefSeq names its product transmembrane protease serine 9-like. The record is from RefSeq and is a predicted model, not a curated record. The coding region runs from base 426 to 2573 and encodes 715 amino acids. Gene Ontology annotation, biological process: proteolysis. The transcript is spliced from 2 exons. Gene Ontology annotation, molecular function: serine-type endopeptidase activity. NCBI's taxonomy places the organism in Eukaryota, Metazoa, Arthropoda, Insecta, Diptera, Culicidae.
AACUACCAAACUGUAUAACAACAAAUACCAAAAGGUACAAAGAAAAAUACAUACUCUACGUUCUCCUUGUACACUUGCCACCGGGGAAUACCCUACCAUCAACACAAACAUCGUCGAGGAUCACUUACAAAGAAUUUCACUGAUCGCUGACUAUUCAUUUGGUACGCUCCAAUCAAACAUCGUCCCACACUCCGUACCCAAGAACGUCACCACAAUUUGCGCGUCCCGGUCAAUUAUCUCACCGUGCCAGCGUGUACGAAACUCUACAAAAUGCAAAUCGCACAACCACUUGAGGAUCACUAGCUGACCUCAUCGCACUUGACAGACUGAUAGCAAACAACUCGUACCCACGGCACGGCACGAGAUUCGUCAGCAAUCAGCACAAGUAAUAAUUCACCGAAAUCAACACAAAUGACAAAUGUUCCAUGCUCUCAGCUUCCCUGGGGGGACGGUUUAUCAAAGGCUUCCUGCUGCGCAAUCGGGACCAUCCACUAUCAGUUGCAAAGAUGGGUGUACCACGAUCAGUCGGUUCCCUGUCAAUUCUGUUGUUUCCAGUGGUUUUUGGUAAUUGUUUGGGAUCUGUGGUCGGUUCUUCCAACUGUAGCCGAGUGUACGACAGCAAUGUUCAGUGUGGUAUUCCAGUGUUACAUCCUUCCGGUCUACCGAAACAUUCUUCGGAAGCGAUACGUGGUGAAUUUCCCUGGCAUGUAGCUAUCUAUCAGAUUGAUUAUCGCAUCCCGGUCUAUAGCUGUGGAGGAUCGCUCAUCAGUAACCGGCAUGUGUUGACUGCGGCUCAUUGUGUGGUCAAUUCAAACAACGGUUACACACUGAGUCCAGAAAACUUCCUGCUACAGAUUGGUUACCAUGAAUUAGGUCUAGCAGUGCAAGGAUGUAGCCAGGAGUUGGGAGUGAAGCAAGUUUACGUGCAUCCGCAGUUCCGUACCGGUACCUAUCGUCAUGAUUUGGCCAUAAUCGAACUGGAAAGACCCGUACGUUUCAAUGAUCGCGUUCUACCGGUAUGUCUAGAUACGGAUGAAGAAGAUCCAUCGUCUUUUUACAGACAAAUCGGUAAAGUUCCCGGUUGGGGCUAUACUGAGUUUGAUGAAGUGUCCGCCAGUUUACGUAUGUCCGAGGUGCCGAUCGUUAACUACACGCGCUGUUUGGCAAGUAAUCCAGAGGUGUUUUCCAACACAAUCUACGACGGUAUGUUCUGUGCUGGGUACGCAAAUGGAACGAACGUGUGCAACGGUGAUUCUGGCGGUGGUUUCGUCACGUACCGCAACGCACGAUGGGAGCUGCAAGGAAUCGUAUCCUUUACCGCGCUGCGUGACACCGAAAUGGCCGUCUGCGAUACGAAGCAGUACGCGGCGUUUGUAAAGUUACGCUACUAUAGAGGCUGGAUAGGAAGUGUGCUUGACGGUACCUGGCAGUGGUCCAAAAGUGACAAGUUGGUACAAUUAGACGACACUACUACCACCACCGACGAGAAGCAAGCGGAGAUGCCUACCGAUUGUGGCAAGCGCAAGAUCAACAAGAUGCCGCUGAUCGUGAACGGGGUGCGUAGUGUGGCUGGUGAGUGGCCCUGGCAUGCAGCCAUCUUCGUAGUGUCGAAACGAUCGCGUGACUAUCUCUGCGGUGGAACGCUCAUCAGCCAGCGGUACAUCUUGACGGCGGCCAGCUGCGUUGCCGAUUGGCACCACCGGAAGCGACCGUACGUCGUGCAGCUGGGUCAGCAUCAACUGUGGGAAAGUUCACUGACGGGUCGGGAAGUGCGCGUACUGGACAUUGAAACCAGUGACGAUAGUACGAUGGCUCUGCUGAAGCUAGAGGUGGAUGUCCAGUACGAUGACUACAUACAGCCGAUAUGUUUACCGACUGGUCAGGCAACAGACAGUGAGCUGCGGAUCGGUAAGAUCGGACUUAUUGCCGGCUAUGGUCAAACGAAUCCCGACGGUUAUCCGUCCGAGUUCCUACAGGCCACCCUUAUGCCCAUCGUUGACAGUGGACUGUGUGCGAUCUAUCGCAUCUUUGACAAACACGAAGCUCACAAAAUGUUUUGUGCGGGACAUGGAAAUGGUACUAAUGCGUGUCGCGGUGACCAAGGAGGUGGAUUCUAUGAAGAAUCGGAACAGGGUUUCUGGACACUAACGGGUGUGAUCGGUAAGAUCAAUCUCUAUCGCAACCGGUGUGAUCCGUUCGGGUAUGUCGGAAUGUCCAACGUGAUGCACUAUCUCGAGUGGAUAUUGGAGCGACUAAGAAGUAUAUUGGCUGGACCGUCCGGCACUUUUGAUAUGGUGCCUCCGGCACCCAAGGGACACUCCAAGGGUUGUCGACGUAAGCAUCAUCAUCAUCAUCAUCAUCACCGUGGAUCACACGAGCGUGGCACCAUUACCAGUAGGCCGCACAAGCGAAAGGGUGGCGGCUCAGGGGAAAGUGGUUCCAGCGAGAACAGCAACGAAAGUCGCCAACCCUCCAUUACCUCGUCCGUCAAGAACGUGAUGCAGGCGAAGGUAGAUUUGGUGAAAGAUAUUCAUGGUGUGGCGACUUCUAAAAUUAAAAAGAUUUUUGGUUAAAUAAAUUCGAAUCAUGGAACA